Molecule: messenger RNA, 408 nt
Organism: Talaromyces stipitatus ATCC 10500
Lineage: Eukaryota; Fungi; Ascomycota; Eurotiomycetes; Eurotiales; Trichocomaceae
Product: DASH complex component Dam1, putative
Exons: 2
Coding region: 1-408 (135 amino acids)
Biological process (GO): mitotic sister chromatid biorientation
Cellular component (GO): DASH complex; mitotic spindle pole body; mitotic spindle polar microtubule
Source: RefSeq, a predicted model, not a curated record
AUGGACGCCGCGCCCAGGUCCGCAUCCCGUCCCCGACCGACCUCCAGACCAACGACCCCGCUUCGUCCCAGCUCUAGAUCGUCUAUACGCAAUUUUCAUGGAUACGGCAGCAGCAUCAACGCCGCCGGAUAUGAAGAGCCUGCAAUAAACUCAUUGGAACCGCAGUUUGCAGAGCUGGCGGACUCAAUGGCUGAUUUGGAGGCCAACUUUAUGCACCUCCAAUUGAUGCACGAGAGUCUGUCGAGGUUUAGCGAGAGCUUUGCUAGUUUUCUAUAUGGAUUGAACAUGAAUGCGUUUUGUGUGGAUUUUCCUGAGGCUCCUAUUCCCGAGUCAUUCAAGAGGGCGAAGGAAGCAAAGGCGAAUCAAGGUAAAAACUCGCACUCGCUCAGAACUGUUGCAAUUCACUGA